GAUAAGAGAUAAGUCACCUGAAGAUAAGAUCCCAUCGAUCAUCAUCGUCGUCAUUCAUCCAUUCCAUCAUCAAUUUCCCAUCUCAACCCCGCGGGUUCACUUGAGAAAUGUCACAACUCAACCCUGCCCCGCCCUCGACUUGCCUCAAUGCCCCCUUCUAGCACACCCUUUCGCGUUCCCUCUUCUCGUCGUCCCAAUUCCUCCGCUCGGCCCAACACUGGUCCCCAGUUCGCGUCAACACCCCGUUUCGUCCUCUCCCAGCAGACCCCUCGCUCAGCCGCACAGGUACAUGGCAAAGAUAACCUCACUGAUGGCGAUGAAUCUUCUCAAUCCACCCCUGUCGCGAAUAUACGGGCCGCCACAAGAGACCAAGAUAUAAGGCCAACCCAGCGCCAGAAAGAGACAAUUGAAGACUCCGAUGACGAACUAGAUUACAACGGAGGAACCCACCGGGCCUUUCCAGACGACAUCACUGGGAGCCCAGACCUGGAUAGUAGUCCACCAGGCGACGCAGGCGAGCUGGAGGCCGAAUUCGAAGCUCUCUUCGGACCGACGACGACACGAACAAAGCGAAGACGCGCAUCGCUUGACCAUGAGACACCCUUCACCCAGCGGAGGAAACACGAUGAUGAUAUAAUUCAGACGUCUUCCCCAGAGGGACCAUCGCCCACGAAGGAUCGCACUCAACAACAAUUCCAAACUCCGAACCAGAUAUAUCCCGACAUAAUCCCUCAGCGAACCACCACUACUCCCCAACAUUCAACACCAGCAACCAUCAAACCCUCUCAACGCAACAACCCUCGCUUCAUGUCAUCAGCCUCCCAGGCAUUCUCAAGUACCCAGCCCCAGCCCCAGCCAAGCUCUCGACCACUCCCCUUUGCUACACCGGGACCGACCUCCCCGAAACGGAAACCGGCGUUCGUUCUGCCGCGCUCGCCAUCCCCAUCUCAGGCCGCUGAAGAUCCUUCCGCUAUCCCUACCCCAUUUUCACCUUCAUCUCACACGCUCCGUGGUCGUGGCCGUCACCGCUCUGCAGCCCCUAGUUAUCUACCCGGCGGCAUGGCGGCUGAAGUGCGCAGCUGGAUAUUAGAAAUGAGCACCAAGCGAGAACAGAUGCACAUGAACCAUCGGAACCGCACCGGAGCCGGACCUGAUCUGCAGAAGUAUUUCCUCGUCAUUCGUAUCGCGGAUGUCCGCCAGUCCGCCCUCGCUAGUUCUGGGCCGCUUGCUUUCGUGCGAGGCAAACCUGUGACGUCACUGGAUGAUGAUGAAGACGCUUCUGGUAAUCGUGAGGGCAGUGAGAUGAGGAGCAUUCUUCUUUUAGGGGCCCCGCGCUCCCAGCCGGCUGGGUUGUCGUCGCAGUAUCCAGAUGCUAGUCGUGUUCCUGGACUGGUUAGGGGGAAUCUUGUUGGUGUUCAUCGGGGAUUGGUCUGGGAGUUAGAUUUGGAGGAUAGGCUGUCUGGAUAUGAUAUACCAAGUGAGCCCGAUAGCGAUGGACACGGGCAAUCUAGGACCACGACCAAGUGGCUGGUGUGUAUGGAGUGGGAUUUGAUAUCAGUAGAUUGAUAGAUGGUUACCGUGGCUAUGUCCUGAUAUUUGUUUACGACUGUAUAUACUACGCAUGAUACCCCGGGCUUGACAUAACUAUAUGUGAAUGAUUUCCUCCCCCGUGGGAGAGGUCGAUACAUUUCGUUAGAUGACAUAUAUACAAAGAAUCAGAGUACAAAGUCUAACGCAAUGCUUUUAUCCAACCCCAUAUUAAAGCGAACCGGACGCCAAAAACAACCACAGCAGUCAUGGGUCAAAUCAAUCAAACCCAGCCGUCUCCUUCGAAACAACCUUCAAAGCAUCAACCGCAACAUUACAACCCCACUUGAUUAACUUCUGUUCCUUCCCGGAAACAACGUCCGACUUGGACACGACCUUGCGCAGGAAGAAGAUCAGGCCCUUGACAAUCUGGGGCGUUUCACGAGUGCGGAUGAAGAUUUCCAUCAGAGCCUUCUCGUCCUUCUCGUCGUCGGAUUUCUUGGCGUGC
Molecule: messenger RNA, 2035 nt
Organism: Aspergillus pseudonomiae
Lineage: Eukaryota; Fungi; Ascomycota; Eurotiomycetes; Eurotiales; Aspergillaceae
Exons: 2
Coding region: 148-1566 (472 amino acids)
Source: RefSeq, a predicted model, not a curated record